Molecule: messenger RNA, 7711 nt
Organism: Molossus molossus (Pallas's mastiff bat)
Lineage: Eukaryota; Metazoa; Chordata; Mammalia; Chiroptera; Molossidae
Gene: PLCG2
Product: phospholipase C gamma 2
Exons: 33
Coding region: 83-3880 (1265 amino acids)
Biological process (GO): phospholipid catabolic process; positive regulation of epithelial cell migration; phosphatidylinositol-mediated signaling
Molecular function (GO): protein binding; phosphatidylinositol-4,5-bisphosphate phospholipase C activity
Source: RefSeq, a predicted model, not a curated record
CCCCGGAGCCGGGACCCGCGGCGGGGGCACGGCCAGCCUCCUCGUUCCUCCCUCCUCCUCCUCCUCCCUGGAGCGGCCAACAAUGACCACCAUGGUCAACGUGGACGCCCUUCCGGAAUAUGAGAAGAGUCAGAUCAAGAGAGCCCUGGAGUUGGGCACAGUGAUGACCGUGUUCAGCUUCCGCAAGUCCACCCCGGAGCGCAGGACCGUGCAGGUGAUCAUGGAGACGCGGCAGGUGGCCUGGAGCAAGACUGCCGACAAGAUCGAGGGUUUCUUGGACAUCAUGGAAAUAAAGGAAAUCCGCCCAGGGAAGAGCUCCAAGGAUUUCGAGCGCGCCAAAGCCGCCCGCCAGCAGGAGGACUGCUGCUUCACCAUCUUGUACGGCACCCAGUUCGUCCUCAGCACGCUCAGCGUGGCCGCUGACUCCAAGGAGGAUGCAACCAAGUGGCUCGCUGGCUUGAAAAUCUUACACCAGGAAGCGAUGAGCGCGUCCACACCCACCAUUAUCGAGAGCUGGCUGAGGAAGCAGAUUUAUUCGGUGGAUCAAACCAGAAGAAACAGCAUCAGCCUUCGGGAGCUGAAGACCAUCUUGCCCAUGGUCAAUUUCAAAGUGAGCAGCGCCAAGUUCCUCAAGGAUAAGUUUGUGGAAAUAGGUGCACACAAAGAUGAAUUCAGCUUUGAACAGUUCCAUCUCCUCUAUAAAAAACUUAUGUUUGAACAGCAAAAGUCGAUUCUUGACGAAUUCAAAAAAGAUUCCUCCGUGUUCAUCUUGGGCAACACCGACCGGCCGGAUGCCUCCGCUGUCCACCUGCACGACUUCCAGCGGUUUCUCUUACAUGAACAGCAGGAACUUUGGGCUCAGGAUCUGAACAAAGUCCGUGAGAGGAUGACAAAGUUUAUCGACGACACGAUGAGGGAAACCACGGAGCCCUUCUUGUUUGUUGAUGAGUUCCUCACGUACCUGUUUUCACGGGAGAACAGCAUUUGGGAUGAGAAGUAUGAUGUGGUGGACAUGCAGGACAUGAACAACCCCUUGUCCCAUUACUGGAUCUCCUCGUCACAUAACACGUACCUCACAGGUGACCAGCUGCGGAGUGAGUCGUCCCCAGAGGCGUACAUCCGCUGUCUGCGCAUGGGCUGUCGCUGCAUUGAGUUGGACUGCUGGGACGGGCCCGACGGGAAGCCCAUCAUCUACCACGGCUGGACGCGGACCACCAAGAUCAAGUUUGACGACGUCGUGCAGGCCAUCAAAGACCACGCCUUUGUUACCUCGAGCUUCCCCGUGAUCCUGUCCAUCGAGGAGCACUGUGGCGUGGAGCAGCAGCGCUACAUGGCCAGAGUGUUCAAGGAGGUGUUCGGCGACUUGCUGCUGACGAAGCCCACGGAGGCCAGUGCCGACCAGCUGCCCUCACCCAGCCAGCUUCGGGAGAAGAUCAUCAUCAAGCAUAAGAAGCUGGGCCCCCAAGGCGACGUGGAUGUCAACAUGGAGGACAAGAAGGAUGAGCACAAGCAGCAGGGUGAACUGUACAUGUGGGAUCCCAUUGACCUGAAAUGGACUCGGCACUAUUGUGCCAUCGCCGACGCCAAGCUGUCCUUCAGCGACGACAUUGAGCAGACCGCGGAAGAGGAGCUGCCCCAGGACACGCCCCCCACAGAGCUGCAUUUUGGAGAGAAGUGGUUCCACAAGAAGGUGGAGAAGAGGACGAGUGCCGAGAAGCUGUUGCAGGAAUACUGCUCUGAGACCGGGGGCAAGGACGGGACCUUCUUGGUGCGGGAGAGCGAGACUUUCCCCAACGACUACACCCUGUCCUUCUGGCGGUCCGGCCGGGUCCAGCACUGUCGGAUCCGUUCCACCAUGGAGGGCGGGACCAUGAAGUACUACCUGACUGACAACCUCAUGUUCACCAGCAUCUACGCUCUCAUCCAGCACUACCGUGAGACGCACCUGCGCUGCGCCGAGUUCGAGCUCCGGCUCACUGACCCCGUGCCCAACCCCAACCCCCACGAAUCAAAGCCGUGGUACUACGACGGGCUGAGCCGCGGAGAAGCGGAGGACAUGCUGAUGAGGGUUCCCCGGGACGGCGCCUUCCUCAUCCGGAAGCGGGAGGGUAGCGACUCCUACGCCAUCACCUUCAGGGCCAGGGGCAAGGUGAAGCACUGUCGCAUCAACCGGGACGGCCGGCACUUCGUGCUGGGGACCUCCGCCUACUUCGAGAGCCUGGUGGAGCUCGUCAGCUACUACGAGAAGCACGCGCUGUACCGCAAGAUGAAGCUGCGCUACCCCGUGACUCCCGAGCUCCUGGAGCGCUACAAUAUGGAAAGAGAUAUAAACUCCCUGUAUGACGUCAGCAGGAUGUAUGUGGAUCCCAGUGAAAUCAACCCUUCUAUGCCGCAGAGAACCGUGAAAGCUCUGUAUGACUACAAAGCCAAGCAGAGUGAUGAGCUGAGCUUCUGCCGCGGCGCCCUCAUUCACAACGUCUCCAAGGAGCCUGGGGGCUGGUGGAAAGGCGACUAUGGGACCAAAAUCCAGCAGUACUUCCCGUCCAAUUACGUCGAGGACAUUUCAACGGUGGAUGUGGAGGAGCUGGAGAAGCAGAUUAUUGAAGACAAUCCCUUAGGGUCCCUUUGCAAAGGAAUAUUGGAUCUCAACACCUAUAACGUUGUGAAAGCCCCGCAGGGGAAAAACCAGAAGCCUUUUGUCUUCAUCCUGGAGCCCAAGAAGCAGGGCGACCCUCCGGUGGAGUUCGCCACGGACAGGGUGGAGGAGCUGUUCGAGUGGUUUCAGAGCAUCCGGCAGAUCACCUGGAAGAUCGACACCAAGGAGAACAACAUGAAGUACUGGGAGAAGAACCAGUCGAUCGCCAUUGAGCUCUCGGACCUGGUCGUCUACUGCAAACCCACCAGCAAGACCAAAGACAAUUUAGAAAAUCCCGACUUCCGAGAAAUCCGCUCCUUUGUGGAGACGAAGGCUGACAGCGUUGUCCGGCAGAAGCCCACUGAGCUCCUGAAAUACAAUCAGAAGGGGCUGACCCGUGUUUACCCGAAGGGACAGAGGGUGGACUCCUCCAACUACGAUCCCUUCCGCCUCUGGCUGUGUGGCUCCCAGAUGGUGGCGCUCAAUUUCCAGACCGCAGAUAAAUACAUGCAGAUGAAUCAGGCCUUGUUUUCACUCAAUGGGAGGACUGGCUACGUCCUACAGCCCGAGAGCAUGAGGACGGAGAAGUACGACCCCAUGCCGCCCGAGUCCCAGAGGAAGAUCCUGAUGACCUUGACGGUCAAGGUCCUCGGGGCCCGCCAUCUCCCCAAGCUCGGACGGAGCAUUGCGUGUCCCUUUGUGGAGGUGGAAAUAUGCGGAGCCGAAUAUGACAACAACAAGUUUAAGACGACGGUUGUGAAUGACAAUGGCCUAAGCCCUGUUUGGGCUUCAACACAGGAGAAGGUGACAUUUGAAAUUUAUGACCCAAACCUCGCGUUCCUGCGCUUUGUGGUGUACGAGGAAGAUAUGUUCAGCGAUCCCAACUUUCUCGCUCAUGCUACUUACCCCAUCAAAGGAAUCAAAUCAGGAUUUCGGUCUGUUCCUCUGAAGAAUGGGUACAGUGAAGACAUUGAGCUGGCUUCCCUCCUGGUUUUCUGUGAGAUGCGGCCAGUCCUGGAGAGCGAAGAGGAACUGUACUCCUCCUGUCGCCAGCUGCGGAGGCGGCAAGAAGAGCUGAACAACCAGCUCUUUCUAUAUGACACGCACCAGAACUUGCGCAAUGCCAACCGGGACGCCCUCGUUAAAGAGUUCAAUGUCAACGAGAACCAGCUCCAGCUGUACCAGGAGAAGUGCAACCGGAGGUUGAGAGAGAAGAGAGUCAGCAACAGCAAGUUUUACUCCUAGAAGCCGGGGUGCAUGUGUGAGGGUGUUGUGUGUGCGCGCGCGUGUUUGCAUGUAGAAGAAUGUGCUGUAUUCAGACCCUGGGAGCAUGCUAAUGUGUGACGUCAUCUUCUCUUCAAGUCUACAGUCAAGAUGGCGUUCCCGAAGAAGACCCGAUCAGCAUGAGUUGGGGUGAUUUCCUCCUAAUUUUUUCAUCUUGGACAGUUUCUUAACUUAUAAUUCUGUAUAGAGGACCCCAAAAUCACACUCCUCGUUUUUGGCCCCUUGUGUGCCAAACCUCAUUGAAUAAAAGCAGUGAAAGUCUCCAGCAGUUAGACCUUCCGUGCACAGACUGCACCGAACAGGGUUCCUGUUCCGGCCUCUAAUGACCCAGGUCACUGACUUCCAUGGGAGAUGAGCCCCCAGUAUAAGGAACUAGUAAAUUAGCUUCUGCAAAGACUAACUGAAAGGCAAAUGAUUCCACAGUUAAGGCCAUCGGAUUUCACCGAGGCCCAAAGAGGAGCCCUGCCCCUGGCUGCCACAUCUGUCCAGCUUCCCUGCCCCAGGCUCAGUCAACGCACUUGAACUACCACUGGCUGGCUAGCUGGCUAGACAGACCUGCUGUCGUACCUGAGUCUGUAGAACCUCUGUGCAUUAAGACAGUUUCUAGUUAAGGGAGAGACUUGCUCUGUGGCUGGAGUUACUGGGGGUGGGAGGUGGAAAUCGUGGAGCCUCUUUGAUUUAAAAAGCCUGUUAGAAACCAGAGACCCACCGAAGGCCCGCAGGGGAGGCUCUGGGUCUGCGGCUCCCACGGACAAGGGGUCAGUGUACCGAUUAAAACACAGGGACACGAGUCACGCUCCAUGGUGGCAUUUCUCUGGAUUACUGUUUGCUGCCGCAGCAAGCUGAGCCUGUGGCUGAAGCAGUAGAAAGCUACAGAACAUCUCAGAUACCCGGAACAAGAUAACACCCCUCUGCACCUUGAGAUACAACGUAAUGAUUUGUACCUGGUGAUUUAACAAGGCUUUUUAAAGAUGAGGUAGUGGCCGGGGGAGUGGCCAGGGGAGUGGUCAGUAGAGUCACAACCUACUCGGAGUGAAAUGAGAACUGACUUACGAGGAACGAAGGUGUAACUGGGGGAAAGGUUGUGGUGGGGAGGGACUGGCUGGCAGGCAGUAAGACUGAUGGCUUUCGUUGGACGGAACCGGGUCCUGGAAACCCACUGAGCCCUCCCCUAGUUCUGGGCUUAGCACACAUGUAUUACUGACGAGUACAUUCAACCAACCGGCUUUCUGAUCAACAGACCUUGGCCCUUCAGCCCACAGCAAUUUCUGGAGCACCACCAUACCCCAGGCACUAUGCCAAGUGUUAAACAAAAGGUCUUUUCAAAAGAAAUUUAAAAAGCCACGGUCACUGGUCUUACGGUUACAUGUGCUUCUAAAAGAAAGGCAGUGUACGUUGCAGAAAGCCGGGAGACUCGGUACUGGCAGUCUGACCAAGGCGGGGAUCUUAUUCUGUGCCAUCAUUGUAGGUUUUCCUGGAAUCGGGAGUCGCUCUUCCCUUUGGCAGCCUGUAACGGAGGGAAGGCUAUUCCUGCUGGUACAGAUGUGUUCACAGCAGUUUCGGGAAAGGCUGGACGGCAGGAAGUGACAGAUUCCACAGCCAGUGCCCCGUUACCCCCGCAACCCGAUGGCUGCACCCCCACUGCCACCCCCGUAACCUCGCCCGCUCUCUCAUUACCUGUAAGCAGUGGAGCUCAGGUGUUCUGUCCUUCCCUCUGUGUUCAGCUCAGGAGUGAGGAAAGACACGAACCGCCCCACUUCACUCCAUUGUAAAGCCGAAAAGCUAAGGAAGGCCUGGAUCUCCCUUCUGCUUAAAUCAGCGGUUCUCAACCUGUGGGUCGCGACCCCUUUGGGCGUUGAACGACCCUUUCACAGGGGUCACCUAAGAUCAUCGGAAAACACAUAUUUCCGACGGUCUUAGGAACUGAGACACGGGUCCUCUCUCCGUCUCCAGGCGGAUCCGCCCACAUACAGCCUGAGGAACUGUAUUAAAGGGUCGCGGCAUUACGAGGGUUGAGAACCACUGGCUUAAGUGGAUGUUUUGCUACCGUAUCAAAGACAUUGAGGAGUGGUGGCAUAGAAGGCAGGAGUUCAGCAUCUUUCGGCAGCCACUGUGUAGAAUCCAUACCCAGCCAGAGAAAGAACAGGCAGGGGAGGGGAGGUUAUACUCUAAAUGGUGCUGGGAAGAACCCUCUCCCUAAAACCGUCUCCUCCUCCGUGCUAUAAUCACUUGAAUCCACCAUUAGAGAGUAUUUGCUUUGGUGGCUACAUUCUCUUAAUAGGGUAACACAUGAAUCUGAUUCUUGGUAGUGGCAGGAUUCUCUGAGGAAGACACAGAAGGGAAAAGUGAAGGGUACAGAUGACACCAUUGCUCUUUCUAGAGUCUGCCUGGAUGCCACAAAACCCAAGUCCUAUAAAAUAUCUAGCGGAGAUUAUGGCUUAAUAGUCAUGUGUUCAGCACAGUUCAUUCAGAUCAAGCAGAACAGUGAUGGGAACAUCCUGAAAUAUGGCAGCAGCAUUGACGGACCAAAGCCAUGAUUCUAUGUGAAAUUGUUUUUGUUCAUCCUUUCCCUAAGGAUAUAAUUUAGGUAUCGGUUAUCACAUGAAUAACCGAUUGGUUAUCACAUAAAUAAAAGGGGGAGGCUGGUUGGAUCAUUUGAGUUUGGAAAAUUUAGGUUAUACAAAGUUAAAUAUUUUUCCUGUGAAACUUGGUUAUUCUAAUGCACACGGUUAAGAGGGGUGUAGAAUAUCAUAUUUCCCAAAUUUGAUCUCAAGACCCUUUUGCCAAGGAAUAUCUCAUGGGACUAAUGUACAGUGGAAUACAUUUGAAGAUUUGCUGCUUUAUUAAGAAGGCAGCCAGGCAGCAUAACAUAAUAAUUUACAGUUGAACCUUGAACAACAAUGGGGUUGGGGCACUGACCCCCCUCCCCAUUGUGUAGUAAAAAAUCUUCAUAUAACUUUUUACUCCCCCCAAAUUUAACUAAUAGCUUACUAUUGACCAAGCCUUACCAAUGACAUAGUCAAUUAACACAUAUUUUGUAUGAUAUACGCAUUAUAUGCUGUAUUCUCACUAUACAGUAAGCCAGAGAAAAGAAAAUAUUAAAAGCAUAAGGAAGAGAAAGUACAUUUACAGAAUUUAUUGAAAAAAAUCCACAUAUAAGUGGACCUGUGUGGUCAAAACCUGUGUUGUUCAAGGGUCAACUACAUAUGCCCUGUGACCUAGUUCAAUAAAAUCUAAACUGAAGCCACCAAGGCCAAUGGUCUUUAAACUGGACCAGGCUUACUGCCAGACUUGGAAAGUCUCCCAGAACUUGGCAAGGAAUACUCAGGCUCGAACAGUUUUAGGGGAUAAAUUCUCAGAUCCUCACCUUUCUAUUAUUCUUAAGAAUUACCUGCCUGAGCAUAUGCCCUUUUCUCCCUCACAAAAGCAAACAUCCUUUCCCAUCUUUAGUCUUACUGUAGAGCAUGACACAAGGUGUAAGAUUCAAAACAUGGGUGUUUAGACAGCGAGGGCUUCUUAACAGCAGGGCAAAAAUCCCUUCGCAAGUCUGGUGGUUCCAAAUUCUGUUUUCAACAAAAUGGAAGGGACACCCAGGAUUGCCGGGUAUUUCAGCGUGUAAUUCCAAAGGAGUUGGAAGAAUUCAGUUAUCACGUUAUCACAAAGCUCCUUAUGUUCCCAUCUAAUCACCUGUGUGAACAAGGACUAUCAACACCUUCAUAUGGAAAAUGUAAAAGAAUAGAAUUGAUGCUGUACCAUGGCCAUUCUAACACAGAUCAUAUUAAUCUACAAAUA